UAUUUUAAAAAACGCCAGGUGAGCGUUGCAUGCGGACGCCAUUUUAAUUUUACCUUUCAGAUAUCUCAUGCACUUAGCUUAUUUUUCGUUUAAAAUCAAUUAUUUUUAACCGAUUACGGUUUAAUGUACUAGGGUAUUAAUAUAUUUAUUAUUGUUAUGUGGUAUAUAGUAUAGUAGCAUUUUUGUCAAAAAUGAAAUAAAUUCAGUCGCGUUUUAGAUGUAUUUGAAAUGUUGUAAAUUUUAUUUAUAUGUUUGAGAAAAAAGAGUGUAAUUAAGAGAUGGAAUUCGUUUUAUUUUUGAACGCUUUCAUUAUUUUGCAGGCCCCGAAUUGCUUUACAAUUGCAAUAAAUCUUAUAAGAGAGAAAGAUUAAAUUAUUGUUGUAAAGUAGUCUGACUUCUGAACACAACCCAACAAACAUGAUGCAUCCAGGGUCUAAUUUCCGACCAGCUUUUCCGUUGGAAGGUCAAGGGCGAGUAAACCAACUCGGUGGCAUGUUCAUAAACGGUCGCCCUCUUCCCAGUCAUGUACGACAUAAGAUAGUGGAGAUGGCAGCUCAUGGUGUGCGACCGUGUGUCAUAAGUCGACAGCUAAGGGUCUCACAUGGAUGUGUCAGUAAAAUUUUAUGCAGAUACCAAGAAACAGGAUCAAUUAAACCGGGAGCAAUCGGUGGCAGUAAACCAAAAGUAGCCACCGCAGAUGUCGAUAAUAAAAUAGAAGAAUACAAAAAAGAAAAUCCGGGAAUCUUUAGCUGGGAAAUCAGAGAACGACUUAUCAAGGAAGGUAUAUGUGAUCGAAGUAACGUUCCUUCGGUCAGUUCUAUUAGUCGAACUCUGCGUGCAAAAGGUUGUGACGUCGAAAACGAAUCAGAAUCCAGCGCAAGACUCGAUCCAGGUAACCGCUCUUCUUCUUCCGGAGGAGAGCCGAACGAAGUCGGAGGAUCCGACAGUGAGUCAGAGCCAGAUCUUCCUCUUAAAAGGAAGCAAAGAAGAAGUAGGACGACUUUUAGCGCGGAGCAGCUGGACGAGCUAGAGAGAUGCUUUGAAAGAACUCAUUAUCCUGAUAUUUAUACAAGGGAAGAACUUGCUCAAAGAACAAGACUAACUGAGGCUCGAGUUCAGGUGUGGUUCAGCAACAGACGGGCAAGAUGGCGGAAGCAAAUGGCGGCUCAACAAUUCCAUGGCAUUCCAGCCCAUCACCCCCACCACCUAUCACCCCACCUCGGGUACCCACACACAAUGCCCGGGUCAGUGGGCCAAGCUGCACAUAACUAUAUGUUGCAGACAAGUGGGGCACAUCAUGUACAGAGCAUGCAUGAAAGCUUUGCACAUACGGCGUCUUCUCAUGAUCACGGUUCCUCUCUCCAUCGCCCCCAUGCGUCUGUACUUACGUCACCAGUUCACCACGCGUCACAAGCCAUUAGAUACGACACCACAGAUCCACUUAAUCAAAGUGCAGCCGCUGCUUAUGGUUUAAUGGGAGCAUCAGCUGCAGCAGCGGCCGCAGCAGCUCGCUAUAGUCAGUAUCCAUCGGCCGCUGCUUUCGGCGACGCUUACCCGAUACAUUAUCACCACCACUCAACGUCCCCACCUAGCGGUAGCUCGAUUUUCGGUUUUCCGUCACACACCCGACAAACUGCAACAAACCCAGUCGAGCUCACCACCGGGAACCCCCAUUCCGGCCCCAACUCUUCACCCAUCGAUGUGGGUUCACCCGGAGAAGCGGGGAAUCACCCCCUGCACCAGCAACACUUUGUUUUAGCACAGAGUGCACGAAGAGCCCACCAAGCAAGCAAUCAACGCAAUCACCACAACCAACACCACAGCGGGGAAACUACCACCGCACCUUCAACGUCACCAGCAUCAAAUGGAGAUGGACACCCAACAACUGGAAUUGAAUCGCAAUCGCGAGCAUAUUCAGCACUAGCAGGUCAACAACACCACAACACUGACUUGCAUAGCUCAACCUCCGUAGCGGGCCAGCAAUCGACAGCUAUGCUCUCUUCGAGCGUCGACCACUCAAGCAAUGUAUUCGCUGGACAGGAGAGGGGUGCGCCGUCAUCUCGAGCCGGAUACGGUGUUGGCCCAUCAGGAUUUGCAACUGGUGAAGUACUACCAACAUCAAGUGCUGCUUCACAUCAAUCUUACGCAUCAUGUCAAUACUCACCGUACGGACAAGCCAGUGGUGAUUAUGGAAGUGCCGGAAUAGCUGCUCUACGCAUGAAAUCCCGGGAACACAGCGCUUCAAUUGGACUUAUCCCUGUCGGCGGAGGACCGAGCGUUCAGCAUGCAUAUUGACCGUAUGCGAAACAACAGCAGCAUGAAGAAUAUUACAGACCACCAACUCACUUACGUUGGUGAGUGUGUCAAAGACUGUGUGGAGUGACACAAACAUGCUGCCACGUUCUCGCGUUUCGAUUUGUCGUAUUUGACGUAUAUUAGUUCUACCUUGGCCGUAGUAGGCUCUGAGUGUUGCGUACUGCCUUUUGUUUUUGUACCUUUUAUUUGAUUUGCCAAAUGUGUAUUUGCGGACCCGUUUAUGGAACACUAGCCGUAAAUUACGUUUCUGUAACUUUGUCAUUUCUGCAACAGCCUGACUGUUAGCAACAUUAUGAUAUUUGCUGUUAAACCUUUUGCCAAACGCCAUUAUCGUGGCGGGGUUGACUUUGCUUAUAUUUGUGUUUGCCACGCUAACAUUCAAAAGUUAUUCUCGUUUUAAUGACCGCCGUUGUCUUGUAGUGCAGCUUGUAUAAACAGUAGACAAUAAAUGGUUUAAUGAACCCACA
Messenger RNA from Ciona intestinalis (vase tunicate), 2783 nucleotides. RefSeq lists its product as uncharacterized. Lineage: Eukaryota; Metazoa; Chordata; Ascidiacea; Phlebobranchia; Cionidae. Gene Ontology annotation, biological process: anatomical structure development; regulation of transcription by RNA polymerase II. Gene Ontology annotation, molecular function: DNA-binding transcription factor activity, RNA polymerase II-specific; RNA polymerase II cis-regulatory region sequence-specific DNA binding. The record is from RefSeq and is a predicted model, not a curated record.